AUGGCAACACGUUUGGCUCUCUCUAGUGGUCAAGGCGUUUCUUCCUCAAGCUCCUUCCUGAGCGACCGGCGACGCGGUGCUGGAACAGAUGUGAGCAUCGUUGUGCAGGACGUCUCGUACCCCCACACCAGCCUCGCCCUCCACGGAAGGCCUGAGGCACAUACUCCUGCCGCCGGCGCGCACUCAGAUCUACCCUCGUUUGUGCUGUUCACGGAGAUCUACCCUGAGUGGAACGUGAAGAAAAGCUACAAGCGCCGACUAUUUCUUGAGGAACUUGGCAAGGCUCUAAUUCGGCCAGAAGUCCUAAAACGGGAACCACCGCCUUCUGCCGAAGGCUUGGUUGAGCAGCGAGCUGGACCCCCGUCCAAGCGCAAACAAUGCCACCUGGGUGUUGUUGUUGUUGACCGGGAGCUUUGUUUACUUGCAGAUGAAGCCGCAGGUUACGGGCCGGUGUUUGAGGAGCAGCCGUUGGACACAGUCUACCCUGAGGAGUCGCCCGAGGACAAAAUCACCAUGAGCUGCCGGGCUCGAGCCAAUCCACCUGCCGCAUACAAAUGGAAGCUGGACGGUGUAGAAAUUGAUCUGAGCACCGAACACAAACAUUACAAGUUGUCUGAAGGCAACCUUGUCAUCAGCAAGCCCGAUAAAAGUCUACAUGAGGGAAGAUACUCCUGCUUAGCUAGCAAUACGUUGGGGACGGUCGUCAGUCAAGAGGCAUCGGUGCAGUUUGGAUAUUUGGACUUAUUCUCAUCAGAGGAAAGAGAGUCGGUGUAUGUCAAAGAAGGUCAAGGGGCAGUUCUUCUCUGUGCCCCCCCUCCACAUUAUCCAGCCGACCUGUCGUUCCGGUGGAUCCUCAACGAGUUCCCUACCUUCAUCCCUUUGGACAAAAGGCGCUUCGUCUCACAGAUAACGGGCAACCUUUACAUCUCCAAAGUAGAGGCCUCUGACAGUGGCAAUUACUCGUGCAUCGCGUCCAGCGCCUCCAUCUCCAAGAGUGUCUUCUCUAACUACAUCCCGCUCAUACCCCUUAGUGAACGUUCCAUCAGGAAGUACCCAGCUGACCUCAACGUCAAGUUUCCAGACACCACAACGCUAGCGGGGCACAACCUCACUUUGGAAUGCUUUGCUUUGGGGAACCCCGUCCCGGAAAUCCGCUGGAAGAAGAUGAACGGAGAAUUGCCCCCCAACCAUGAGGUGCGCAUGUCGGGGGCUCAGCUGCAUCUAUACAACGUGCGGCCAGAAGACGAAGGGACAUAUCAGUGUGAGGCGGUCAACUCCAAAGGAAAGGACUACCACAGCGCGCAAUUGUCUGUGGAAGCUUUUCCUGAGUGGGUGGAGCACAUUAGUAGCGCAGAAGGAGACCUCGGCAGUGCCUACAAAAUGUCCUGCUUGGCAAGAGGCAAACCCGAACCAAGCAUCCGCUGGCUGAAGAAUGGAAAUCUGUUGGACAGGAAAGAGAUGGCGUUCAGCAGCCUGACAUUUGAAGACUCGGGGAUGUACCAGUGCAUUGCGGAGAAUCCCCACGGAGUCAUCUUUGCCAAUGCUGAGCUGCGUGUGUUUGCCUGCGCGCCCACUUUCGAGCACAACCCGCUGAAGCAUGCCCUCGCUCCUAGAAACGGCCGAGUGGUGAUGGAGUGUCGACCCAAAGCCGCCCCCAAACCUAAAGUCACUUGGAGCAAGGAAACUGAGUUGCUAUCCAACUCCAGCAGGAUGUUCAUCUGGGAGGAUGGCAGUUUGGAAAUCCUCAACGUGACUCGCACAGAUGAGGGUAGAUACACCUGUUUUGCCUACAAUGAUCGGGGCAAGGCCAACAGCACAGGCUCUCUAACAGUGACAGACUCCACAAAGAUCACCUUGGCUCCCUCCAACGCUGACGUCAAAGUGGGGGAAAACGCGCUGAUGGAGUGCAACGCGUCGCAUGACUCCUCCCUGGAUAUCACCUUCAUCUGGUCCCUGGAUGGCCGAGUGAUAGACCUCGACAAAGACAGCCAACAUUACGAACGCACGCUGAACGGGAGUUCAGAUGGUGAGCUGAUGAUCAAGAACGCCCAGUUAAAACACGCCGGGAUUUACACCUGCACGGCGCAGACAACCGUGGACAACGUGACCUCCUCUGCCAGCCUGGUUGUAAGAGGACCCCCCGGUGCCCCAGCAGGGGUGCGAGUGAUGGACAAAAGUGACAAGAGUGCAAUGCUGCAGUGGAGCCGCGGAGCAGACAACCACAGCCCCAUCUCCAAAUAUACCAUCCAAUACAGGGAUUCCUUCUCCCCAGCUGUGUGGAGGAACGCCACCACAUCUCCACCAGACAUUGAAGGGAAUGCAGAGACAGCCACCGUAGUGGACUUGGUCCCCUGGACUGAUUACGAGUUUAGGGUGAUCGCCACCAACACACUGGGCACGGGUGCCCCGAGCAUCCCAUCCCGGAAAGAAAAAACCAUGCCCGCAUCUCCUGUGGUGGCGCCCUCGGAUGUGGGCGGAGGUGGCGGGACAAGCAGGGAACUGACCAUCACGUGGACGCCUGUCCAGGAGCAGUACUAUUACGGGCCGUCCUUUGGCUACAUUGUGGCGUUCAGACCUCGAACUGGCGUUGAGUGGACACAAGUGACUGUUUCGGACCCCCAGGCAAGACACUACGUGCACAAAGAUCCUUCCAUUGCUCCUGCGACAGAAUUCAUUGUUAAAAUCCAAGCAUACAACAGCAAAGGGGAGGGACCCUACAGUCUCCCCAAGACCAUUGUUUCAGCGCAAGAUGCGCCCACUGAUGCUCCUGGAAGCAUUGAUGGUAAAGCGCUGUCUGCCACCGAAGCUAUGGUAUGGUGGUUCCCCAUCACGCAGAGCAACAUAGACGGGUACCAGGUGAAAUACUGGAGGAAACAAGAAGACAGUGAAGGGGGGGCCCAGAUGGUUGUGUUGAUGGGUCGGGAAAACUAUACCAGAGUGGAUGGUAUGAAACCUGAUUCCGUUUAUCUCCUUGAGAUUCGGGGCUUUAACUCGGCUGGAUACGGGCCGGCUAGCGAACGCCUCGAGAUUCACACUAAGAAACAACCUCCUGGUCAAGCUCCAAGGAUCAUAGGUAAAAAGAUGAAGGGUAAGACAGUAAAUGUCGCUUGGGAACAUGUGGAGACGCUGGCAAACGAGGCCCCAGUAGAUGGUUACAAAGUGCUCUAUAGGCCACAGGGCCAACCCGGAGGCAAGCUAUACAUGACCAAGUGGAGACACAUCGAACUCCCUCUCUAUGAUAACGAGACCUAUGUAGUGGAGGUUCGAGCGUAUACUGAGGGCGGCGACGGCGCUGUGUCGCAAAUCUUCAUUACGGGAGGAAGUGUCAUGGCCUCCCAGCCUCUCUGCACACUCGGCCUGCUCCUGGUGGCCCUUCUUUGCCUGAACCUCUGA
This is a messenger RNA of Nerophis lumbriciformis (worm pipefish), 3393 nucleotides long. The record is from RefSeq and is a predicted model, not a curated record. NCBI's taxonomy places the organism in Eukaryota, Metazoa, Chordata, Actinopteri, Syngnathiformes, Syngnathidae.